AUGUCAAGGCUGUACAACUCUGCCGAACGCCUCAUCUCGGAAGCUGGGCCUGCGAGCGACAGCCCAGAUACGGAAAUGGGACGAGUGGAAGAGCUCGCCUAUAUCCGAGUCACAGGCGCUGCAGAACACGAUUCCACCCACGGGACCGACCGAAGUUUCGAAGCCUGGAGGCUUGCAUUCUGCGAGGCGUUCACCGCUCGUAUGCCGCGUGAACUUCGGGACAUGACAUACGACCACCUUCUUGAGCCAGAGUACAUCGUCCGAGUCGACCCCGGAGAGUCACUUAGGUGGUGUUUGCCCGACCUCCAGUGCGCCUCCAAGAUCAUCCCAGCUAUCGAUCCCGUUACCGAAUCGCUCUUUCUGCCAGAGAAUGUUGGUCAGGAGUUUGCCUUCGAGAUGGCCCAGCAAUUAUAUCAGCGCGGCUCAUUCGACGUGCUCGAUCCCCGGGGCCUGGACAUGGUGUUCGAUAAUGACCUCUUUAGCGUUCACAAGAAGCCCUGUGGUUAUCCUCGCGGCCUCCGAAUUCACAUGUGGGAGAACCUUCAGGGCGGUGUAUGGCUCAAAAAUAUGCGGAACGAGCAAGAGACGCUACAAGAGGCUCUCGUCUGGCGUGUUCUGGACAAGGGACUCAAGACUGCGCAGGUAAUCGAACUCGUGCUUCACUUCUGCGACGUUCAGAUGUGUAAAAGUCUCCUCAAGAAUAUCGCACCUCUUGUGUAUGGGCUGCGGGCGGAGGGUACAUGCGUGAGCGUAGUACGUCGAGUAUUUCUUGGGCACAAUCUUCGCACUGCAGCAUACGGGAGCCCCGAAUAUGAUAUGACCUGGCUUUUCAACCAGACAAUGCAGGGCUGCCUGACGACCAUCAAUGAAGCGAGGGUUCACGCGCAUCUCGGAAAGAGAAUGCACCGCGAGGCACCGCAAGAUGGUUUUGUUCGACGACUCGCCGGCGCAGUGGUGCCCCAUUAA
Messenger RNA from Trematosphaeria pertusa, 966 nucleotides. RefSeq lists its product as uncharacterized. Bases 1 to 966 code for a protein of 321 amino acids. The transcript is spliced from 3 exons. The record is from RefSeq and is a predicted model, not a curated record. NCBI's taxonomy places the organism in Eukaryota, Fungi, Ascomycota, Dothideomycetes, Pleosporales, Trematosphaeriaceae.